This is a messenger RNA of Pseudogymnoascus destructans, 366 nucleotides long. RefSeq lists its product as uncharacterized. The coding region runs from base 1 to 366 and encodes 121 amino acids. The transcript has a single exon. NCBI's taxonomy places the organism in Eukaryota, Fungi, Ascomycota, Leotiomycetes, Thelebolales, Thelebolaceae. The record is from RefSeq and is a predicted model, not a curated record.
AUGAAGUCAGUUGUUCUUCUCGAACUUGCUGGUGCAGCUUCUGCGCAUUACACCUUCCCCGCCCUCAUAUCCGUAGGGACGACGUCUGCGGACUGGGAGUACGUACGUGACUGGACUGGUUCGUACACAUACAAUCCCGUCCAAGACGUAUCCUCUCUCAACGUUCGUUGCAAUGUAGACGGUUCGACGAACUCCGCCAGCACUCUAUCGGUUGCCGCAGGCUCUGAAAUCGGCUUCACUGCCAGCUCCAACAUCUACCACCCUGGUCCAGUACUGGCAUAUUUGGCGAAGGUUCCGUUUGGACAAACCGCCGCAACGUGGGAUGGAAGUGGCGACGAGAAUGGACCGUCGGGACUUGGUACCUAA